Messenger RNA from Selaginella moellendorffii, 1250 nucleotides. Its product is annotated as transmembrane protein 45B. NCBI's taxonomy places the organism in Eukaryota, Viridiplantae, Streptophyta, Lycopodiopsida, Selaginellales, Selaginellaceae. The transcript has 2 exons. The record is from RefSeq and is a predicted model, not a curated record. The coding region runs from base 276 to 1118 and encodes 280 amino acids.
UUAGCAUUAACUUUGUUAUUUAUCUAAGAAUUUUCAAGCUUUAGUUCUUGGGUCCACCUGUAAAACCCUAAAAACUGCUUUUAAUAUACAAAAGAAUAUUCUAAGACAGUAUAUUCUGUCAGCAACAAGAACAGGAAAAAAAAAAGAAAAAGGCGGCCGGUGUGGAAGUGAUGAUGGCGGCGGCGCGCAACGCGGAUCAGGAUUGAUUGGGUCCAUCAUUUGGUCUGCGCAAAUCACAAUCCUUGCCUGCUGUGCCACCCGCCCAAUUGGAAUCCAUGGGAUCUUUCCGAGGCCAUGCAGUCCCAGGCACGCUCUUCCUAGUCGUGGGCAUCUGGCACACCCUCAAUUCCCUCCUCAAGUACGUUUCCAACCCAAAGGGCUUCCAGGGCCGCGUCUGGCACGCCCUCCCCAGGGUCACAGGCUCCCUCCGCUUCCUCGAGCUCUACAUCAUCACCCUCGGCGCCCUCCUCGACCUCUGCAUCGAGUUCUUCUACUCCCCCCACUUCCAGUACUUCGUCGAUGGAGCCCUCAACGCCAAGCACCUCAACAAUUUCGAGCACUCGGCAAUGCUCCUCAUGUUCUUCGUGCUCGGCGCCGUCGCGCUCUUCAUCGAAGCUGCCGGGGUGCUCCAUCUUCCACCGGGAGCUCUCAACAUCAUCGCCGGCAUGGCCUUCACCGCCGAGUUCCUGCUCUUCUACUUCCACUCCACCACGCACGCCGGCCUGGAAGGACGAUACCAUCAGCUCCUCGUCUACCUCAUCGGCCUCUGCAUCCUCUUCUCGUGUCUCGGGGCAGCCUUCCCUCAGAGCUUCGUCGUCGACUUAGCCAGCGGCAUCUCCAUCACUCUCCAGGGACUCUGGUUCUACGUCGUCGCCAUGGCACUCUAUGGAUCCUGGGUACCACUGGGCUGCAAAGGCUCCGAAACUGGUAUCAAGUGUGAUGCCCCCGCCUAUGAAACCCGCGGCCAGUCACUUGCAAACCUCCAGUUCAACUUCCUCAUCGUCUCGGUUCUCGGUGCUGUCACCGUGCUAUAUGCGGUCGCUGCUCACUUCAAAGGCCACCCGGAUGUGUUCUAUGUUGACGAGUUCGAUGCCAAGGCUGCAGCCGCUUCUACAUAGAGAGAUAGAACCCGAUAAUGCGGCGCCGAAAAAAGUUUUGUUGAUUAGAAGUAGUUCCUGUCUUGUAGUAUCUCAGACCCACACGGUCUCCAAAAAAACUCCGUCAAAAUGUAGUCUCGACAAAUCCCCUUA